Molecule: messenger RNA, 4405 nt
Organism: Megalobrama amblycephala (Wuchang bream)
Lineage: Eukaryota; Metazoa; Chordata; Actinopteri; Cypriniformes; Xenocyprididae
Gene: trpa1a
Product: transient receptor potential cation channel, subfamily A, member 1a
Exons: 27
Coding region: 716-4297 (1193 amino acids)
Biological process (GO): transmembrane transport; monoatomic ion transport
Cellular component (GO): membrane
Molecular function (GO): protein binding; monoatomic ion channel activity
Source: RefSeq, a predicted model, not a curated record
CCCUUUAAAGCAAACAUCUACAUGUUACUAAAUGUCACAGGCUCGUAAUUAGAUUAGACAUGGUAAUAACUAAAAUAAUUCUGCUCCAAAUUAAAUGUUUGAAUAAAACAAGUUUUUGGCAUAUUUUAUAUGGAGACACUACAAUAUUGUGUGAUGCUUCAAUAAGUCCCACUGCUUAUAAAUAAUGCUUUUCAUGAGGACAUGAGCAGUAAUGGCCCAUGAACACAAUCUGGGGGUUUAUGCCUCUGUAGUCCCCACAGGAAAUGAUCUUAGACCUGAAACGGACCACUCUGAUGCUAAUAUGUAACCUUUUAACUCCUAAAUCCUUGAUUGAUAUUACAAAUGUCACAAGUAAUGCUUCAUUUAUUGAAUUAGCUGAAAAAAAGAAGGUUGAUGUAAAUAAAAUAUAAUUAUUAUAUGUAUUAUACAGAAUCACAAUUAUAUCAUCUCAUACAUAAAACAUCAUAAUGUAAUGUAUCUAGUGGAACUUGAUUCUCAGCAUCCAUAAACAUACAUAUUUGCCCUUUUCUAAGUGCCCAGUAAGUCUCAUUAGGAACCGGCUGGUUGCAUCAGAAAAAUAGUAAAGGCUCUAUCCCUCUCUCUCUCUCUGUGAAAUAGUGUAAUCUGAUAAUCAGGACACAUAUAACCACACUAUAAAAACCCUCUCACUAAUAGCAAAGAAUCCACAUACAAGCCAAUAUAGAGGAGAAUCCAAAUGGGUAAGAAUGGGCCUCAUCAAAAGCCUCUUCAGUGUCAUCUUCUUUUUGUGUUGUUUAUAUCUGAUGUUCUUAUAUGUUUCAUAAAAUUACUCUUUUGUUUGAAGCUUCAGGCAAUCAGACAAUAUUCUUUUUUUCUUUUUUUUUUUUUAAAGGCUAAUAUCAUAAGAAUAAAGGACAAAUUUUCCUCUUGUUUUUCAUGGUCCACUUGGAGGAUGAUUAAAAAAGGUGUAGAAAUGACACACAUCUCCGAAAUGGAGUCAAAAUCUAGACAGCAGUCAUUCGACAGUGUCAUGGAUGGGGACGAGAGCAACCAGAUAUCUGCAAAUGUGUUUGAGUGGGCUAAGCAAGGAAACGCUGUUGCUCUGGAGAAGCACUCCAAGUACUUGGACAUACGCGACCAGAUCGGUGCCAGCCCACUGCACUACGCCUCAUCCAAGGGAUACUUUCGCAUCAUCAGACUUAUUGUGCAGGUCAUUGGACAGCAAGAGCUCAAUGCCAGGGAUGAGGAAGGGAAUACACCUCUUCACUGGGCCGUGCAGAAGGACCAGCCAGGGAGCUGCUCUGUGCUGCUGACUCUGGGAGCAGAUCCUAACAUCCUAAAUAACAGCCAGCUGGCACCGCUACAUAUGGCAGUCAGCCUGGGCAAAAAUUUUGUGAUAGAACAACUUGUCUCACAUAAACAAACUGAUGUGAACCUGGAAGGAGACAUGGGAAACACCCCUGUUAUUUUAGCUGCCUCUUUGGAUAACCAUGAGGCUCUGGUCAUAUUGUACAAACAUGGUGCAAAGUUCUGUCGUCAGAACAAACUUGGACAUUUUGCAAUUCAUGCUGCUGCUUUUGCUGGAGCUAAGAAAUCCAUGGAGGUCAUUCUUCUGAAAGGAGAAGAAGUUGGUCUGUCCAUUGACAGCCAUAUAAACUAUGUGGAUAAAUCUUGCAGCAGUCCACUCCACCUGGCUGUACGUGGAGGGAAUCUCGACAUCAUUAAACUCUGCAUUGCAUAUGGAGCAAAAAUUGAUCAGCAGCAGUGUGAUAAAUCCACUGCUCUCCACUUUGCAUGUAGUCAAGGUGCCACUGAGGUUGUUAAAGUCAUGCUCUCUGCUUACCAUAAAGUGUGUGAUCUUAUCAACAUCACUGAUGGGGCCAACCAGACACCUCUACAUAAAGCAGCGAUUUUUGAUCACUUUGAACUCUCCGAGUACCUUAUAUCACAGGGUGCUGACAUAGACUUUGUUGACUGCAAAGGCCAUUCUCCACUCCUUCUGGCAACAAGUUGCGGAGCAUGGCGAACUGUCAAUCUGCUCCUCUCCCAUGGGGCUGAUCUGAAGAAAAAAGACACAUCUGGAUGCAACUUCCUGCAUCUGGCCAUCCUGCAGCCCAGGGGUCUGAAAAACCUGCCUACAGAGGUACUGCAGCACGAGAGUGUGAGAGAGCUCCUCAAUGAUGAGGAUACUGAGGGCUGUACUCCCCUCCAUUACGCCUGUAGACUGGGAAUACCAGAGUCUGUGAAGAACAUGCUGGGAUUAGAGGUCUCGCUGGACCAAAAGUCCAAACAGAAGAAAUCUGCGCUUCAUUUUGCGGCCGAAUUUGGGAGGAUCAACACGUGCCACAGGCUUCUGGAGAUGGUGACAGACACCAGACUGCUGAAUGAGGGGGAUGAAAAAGGACUGACACCUCUGCAUAUGGCCUCUCGUGGAGGUCACGUUAAAGUAGUUGAGCUUCUUCUGCGCAAGGGGGCGCUGUUUCACAGUGACUAUAGAGGAUGGUCUUGUCUGCAUCAUGCUGCAUCUGAAGGAUACACUCAGACCAUGGACACUUUGCUGACAUCUAACAUCAAACUUCUAAACAAAACCGAUGGAGAUGGGAACACAGCAUUGCAUCUGGCUGCCAGAGCAGGUCAUGUGGCAGCUGUAAGACUUCUGUUAUACAAAGGGGCCAAGAUCAUCCUCAAUAAGAAUGAUGCCACUUUCUUGCACGAGGCUGUACAUAAUGGGAGGAAGGAGGUCACCAACACCGUGAUUGAGAGUGACAGAUGUGAAGAAGUGAUGACAUCGUAUAAACCAAACUCAAUAAAACGCUGCAUUGUCAUGGACAUGAUUGAGUUUCUUCCAGAGUCCUUUAAACAUCUUCUAGACACUUGCAUAAGGGAAUCAGAGGAAGAUGUGAACAGCACCAAUUACUAUAUUGAGUACAACUUCAGGUGGCUUCAGCAUCCAUUGCAAAAUCUUAAAAAAGAUGGCAUGGAAAAAGACAACACGUACAAACCUCUCAGUGCACUAAAUGCUAUGGUGAAAUUUAAUCAUGUCAGCUUGCUGAAACAUCCAGUCUGCAAGAAAUAUUUGGAGAUGAAAUGGAGUGCCUAUGGGAUCAAAGCACAUCUGCUCAAUAUGACUGUGUAUGCGCUGGGGGUGUUUCCUUUAACUUAUCUCAUUGUGAACCUGAAGCCCACAUUGGUCACUGCAAGAAAUGUCACAUCAGUCAACAUGGUCUGCACGUCCUUGUACAAGCAGUCCUAUAUAACAACAACAUGCAUGCUCCUGGUUCUUGCCAUGAACAUGUAUGCAGUUGGGAAAGAGAUCCUGCAAAUGUUUCAACAGCGGAUGAAUUAUUUGCGAGAUUUUUCUAACUACAUGGACUGGUCCGCUGCGAUCUGUUCUCUGGUGUUCGUGGUGCCGUUGCUGAUGAACUCGAAGAGUUCCUGGCACUGGCAGGCUGGAGCACUGGCAGCUCUGGCCUCCUGGAUGAAUCUCCUCCUCUAUCUUCAGCGGUUUGAACGGAUUGGUAUAUACGUGGUAAUGUUUCGGGAGAUCUCACAGACACUGCUGAGCAUUAUCGUGUUGUUCUUCUACUUGAUAUUGGGAUUUGCCUUAUCCUUCUACGCCUUGAUGAUCGAACAGCAACAUUUUGGAAGGAUGUUCCUGUCACUGCUGCAAACCUUUGUCAUGAUGGUUGGAGAAAUCAACUACCAGGACAAUUUCUUGAAACCCUACCUGCAAGGAGACCUUCCUUUUCCAAACUUGACUUUGGCCAUCUUUAUUUGGUUUGUCUUACUCGUGCCUAUUCUUCUCAUGAACCUCUUGAUCGGUUUGGCUGUUGGUGACAUAGCAGAGGUUCAGACAAACGCAUGUUUAAAGAGGAUUGCAAUGCAGAUUGAACUUCACACUCAUCUGGAGGAGAGGCUUCCCUAUUGGUUUAUGAAGCGGGUGGACCAGGUCUCCAUCAGAGAAUUCCCAAACAGAUGUUUCAGUGGAAAGAAAAGAUGGUUUUUCGGAGGCAAUGAGGUGAGGAAGUCCAGGACCCGUCUUAGUCCUACCAUCCAGCAGUUAACUCCACUGGAACGGGAGCUAACCAAACAGAAAUACAGGCUGAAGGAGAUAUCGGACACUAUGGAAAAGCAACACAGCCUGCUAAAGCUCAUAGUGCAGAAGAUGGAGAUCAGCUCAGAGGCUGAAGAACAUGACGGACCCCCAGUCUUUCAGGAGCUGAAGGAGAAACUCCUCACCAGGAGCAAAUGGGGUCCGCUGCUCAGGGCAGUUACCGCCCGAAAGAAGGGACUCUGCAGUUUUGCAAAAACGUCAUGAACGUCAUGUUUCAACAGAAUUGUUGUAUUUACUCAUAAACUGUGAUGACAUGGCUAAUAUUUCUCAGUAUGACCUUGCUUCUGUACAACAAUCAAGGCUAAAACCAAA